Messenger RNA from Spirodela intermedia, 996 nucleotides. The record is from the annotation of a GenBank genome assembly. NCBI's taxonomy places the organism in Eukaryota, Viridiplantae, Streptophyta, Magnoliopsida, Alismatales, Araceae.
AUGAACACCCACCCGUCCUUGCCUGUCUCUCUCUUGCCCGGGGGGAUAGUUGGGCAGGAGGAGGAACUGGUGCAGCGGAUCUCGGAGAUCUACGGCGGCAUCUCCAAGCUGACCUGCCUGAAGCCCUCCAUGGAGGUCAACCGCCUCUUCUCCCAGCUGGUUCUCCUCUGCAUCCCCCCCAACCCCAUCGACUGCAGCAAGCUCGCCGGCGAAGCCCAGGCCAUGCGUGGGAAGCUCAUCAGGCUCUGCGGCGAAGCCGAGGGCCUCCUUGAGAGCCACUUCUCCUCCCUCCUCUCCUCCCACGGCAUCCCCCUCGACCACCUCUCCCUCUUCCCCUACUACGCCAACUACGUCAAGCUGAGCCACCUCGAGUUCACCAUCCUCAGCCGGCAUGUUGACCGCCCCCCAUCCAAGGUAGCCUUCGUGGGCUCCGGCCCCCUCCCUUUGACCUCCAUCGUCCUCGCCAAGGACCACCUCACCGCCGCCAGCUUCCACAACUACGACAUCGACCCCGCCGCCAACGCCAUGGCAGCCCGCCUCGUCCUCCCCGACCCGGACAUCUCCAAGCGGAUGGUCUUCCAUACGGCGGACAUCUUGCAGGUUACCCACCCACUCCGCGAGUACGACGUCGUCUUCCUCGCGGCUCUGGUGGGGAUGGACCAGCAGGAGAAGGAAAGGGUGGUGGAGCAUCUGGCCCGGUACAUGGCCGCCGGCGCCACGCUCAUGCUGAGGAGCGCGCAUGGCGCGAGAGGCUUCCUCUACCCCGUGGUUGACCCCGCAACCCUCGUCGGCUUCGAGGUGCUCUCCGUCUUCCACCCUUCCGACGAGGUCAUCAACUCCGUCGUCAUCGCCCGGCGGCUGCCCGUUCCCGGCCCUUGCGCCGGCGACCCCCUCGUGCUACCGACCAAGUGCUCCGAUCUCGCGCCUUUCAAUCCUCUUCUUCUUAACCAUGGCGGCUUGAUGGAGGAGCUCACUCUCGAGGAGCAAGCUUCAUAA